Messenger RNA from Choloepus didactylus (southern two-toed sloth), 207 nucleotides. Its product is annotated as small ubiquitin-related modifier 2-like. Gene Ontology annotation, cellular component: nucleus. The record is from RefSeq and is a predicted model, not a curated record. Lineage: Eukaryota; Metazoa; Chordata; Mammalia; Pilosa; Megalonychidae. The transcript has 2 exons. Gene Ontology annotation, biological process: protein sumoylation. Gene Ontology annotation, molecular function: protein tag activity; ubiquitin-like protein ligase binding. The coding region runs from base 1 to 207 and encodes 68 amino acids.
AUGGCCGACAAAAAACCCAAGGAAGGAGUCAAGACUGAGAACAACAAUCAUAUUAAUUUGAAGGUGGCGUGGCAGGAUGGUUCUGUGGUGCAGUUUAGGAUUCAGAGGCAUACAUCACUUAGUAAACUAAUGAAAGCCUAUUGUGAACGACAGGACACACCUGCACACUUGGAACUGGAGGACGAAGAUAAAAUUGAUGUGUUCUAG